Messenger RNA from Pyrus x bretschneideri (Chinese white pear), 970 nucleotides. RefSeq names its product mavicyanin-like. The record is from RefSeq and is a predicted model, not a curated record. Gene Ontology annotation, cellular component: plasma membrane. Gene Ontology annotation, molecular function: electron transfer activity. The coding region runs from base 279 to 815 and encodes 178 amino acids. The transcript has 2 exons. Lineage: Eukaryota; Viridiplantae; Streptophyta; Magnoliopsida; Rosales; Rosaceae.
UGAGUCACAAUCGUUUACUUCCCCACUGACUGCAAUUAAACCCCAAAGGGACAAACCGAGCACAGCAACCCAAAACCUUGACAAAUUAAUUCUCCUGUUUAAGGUUUCCAACAGCCAACCUGCCAUCCCCAUCCAAAAGCUUCAUAAAUACCAAAAAUGGGAGGUCCCCUUUGAGUCCCUCACUGCAUUCCAUAAUUCCAUUCUACACAAUCCAAAAUCUACAAGCUUAUUAGGAUCUCAGAGUCUCAAAGAGUUGAAAUUUUCUAGGUAGCAGAGCCAUGGCUUUGGUGGUCCGAGUUGUGGCUCUAGUGGUGGCGGUGAUGGCUGUUUUGGAGGUGUCCAGUGCAGCUGUGUACAAGGUCGGAGACUCCGCCGGGUGGACCACCUUCGGAAAUGUCAACUACAAACAAUGGGCUGCUUCUAAAACUUUCCAACCGGGUGAUGUUAUCAGAUUCGAAUACAACCCUCAACUCCACAACGUGAUUCGCGUUACGCACGCCAUGUAUCGGUCAUGCAACGCCUCACUCCCCCUCGACUCCCACACCACCGGAAAUGACACUAUCACCAUCACCACCAGAGGCCAUUACUUCUACAUGUGCGGGGUUCCCGGUCACUGCCAGGCCGGCCAGAAGGUCGACAUCAACGCCAUGCACCAUCCUUCGUCGGCAGCUCCAUCUCCUUCGGCAUUGGCCCCUCCAACAGUUACUGCUCCGCACGCACCGAUGCCAGGUCCAAGCAUGGCUGCUCCAUUACAAUCACUGAAGGGAAAUUUUGUUCUGCUGGGAUUAACACUUCUUGUUUCUGGUCUUGCUUAGUCACUCAAGUUUAUUGGUUUUAUACAUACUGGGCAGUAAUUUGAGUCUUUUUACGGCUCUUUUGAGAUGGGUUAGUAGUGAUUUUCGUACUUGAUAUCCAGACAUUACAUAUACAGCUUACACAACCAUCGAAUAAAUUUCGGAUAUUACCAAAA